Molecule: messenger RNA, 2037 nt
Organism: Plasmodium malariae
Lineage: Eukaryota; Apicomplexa; Aconoidasida; Haemosporida; Plasmodiidae
Product: conserved Plasmodium protein, unknown function
Exons: 3
Coding region: 1-2037 (678 amino acids)
Source: RefSeq, a predicted model, not a curated record
AUGGGAAAUAAAAUACCUGAAAAUAAAAAGAGGCAGUUCAUUUUAUAUAAAGAUAUAAAAAAUAGAAUUAAAAAAAAAAAUCAUAUUGAUAUUAAGAGUAAUAUAUAUAUAUGUAAAUUAAAUGAAAAAGACUUACAAAAUUUUAACAAUGAAAUAUUUGAUACGUAUAACACAUAUGAAGAAAACCAAGAGCAGUAUAUUACGAGUGAUCAGGAGGAAAAGGAAGGCACAGAAAUAAAAAUAAAUUUAAAAAAAACGAAAGAUAAUGAAGAAUUUUAUAAAUGCACACAUAUAAAGGGAAAAAAUAGCUUCAUUAAAGGAAUAUCAAAUAGGAAAGAGAAAGAGAUAGGAAAAGAGAAAGAUAAAAGAGAGGAUCUGUGGUAUAUAAAAAAAAAAGAUUAUGACAAGGAAAAGAAUACAAAUUAUUUUGAAUUAGAUUAUGGUUGUUUUUAUAAUUUGGAGGAAAAAACAAAAACACCGCAAAAGAGAUACAGUAAAUUCGUAAAAAUAAAAAAAAAAAAAUCAUUAACCAUGUUAACACAGUUACAAAAUGGGCAAAAUUUAAAACAAAAAAAUAGAGAGAAAAAGGAGGGAGGAGAGGAGGAAGAAGAAGAAGAAGACGAGCAGAUGGUGACAAAUAAUGCAGUGGUUAACGAAAAAGCGAAAUUUUCUUCAUUAAAAAUAAAAAAUAAUUUAACUGAUGAUAAUUAUAAAACAUCUACUAGGAGAAACGAAAAGGGUUUAUUUCAAAGUAUCGGAACAGGAAAUGUACAUCCUACUAACAAUUCACGCGUAGACGACAAAGAAGAAACGCUUAGGUCGUCUUUUAAGUCGAUGGAAAUAAAACUGCUACCAGGAGAUACUUAUACGAUGCAUAAGAAAUGUAGCUCUGUGCACAAAAAAAAUAAUGCAAGUAAGUGUAACAGCAACAGUAAUAGCAUCAUCGGUAGUAACAGCAUCGUCAGUUGUAACAGUAUCACCACCAGUAACCACAUUAGGGACAGUUGUUCCAGUAUUAACAGCGAACGGACAAACGGACAAAAAAGCAUAUUUCGCGAAAAGCACCAAACAGGUGCACUGAUAUUUUCGAAGAAAUUUUUCAAUUUGUUUAAAGAAAAAAAAAUUCUACAAAAUGUGUUAUCAUUUUUAAACUGUACUGACCUAUUGGAAUUUCAAAAAACAUGUUCAAUUAUUUAUAUAUAUGUUAGCGAUUUUUUGGAUUAUAUAUGUUUAAAUAUAUACUCUAAUUUCAAAAGAGCUUAUGGUCUUUAUUUUAUACCAUUUAAUUUUUUUUACAAGUACGAGUACCUCUACACGGACAAGCCAUCGUUCCGCAUGGACUGCAUCCUUAUUGCAAAGAUAGAGAAGGGGUGCAUAGGUUAUAACAACAGGUUUGGUUACAAGUACAAGUAUAUAUAUGACAAAAAAAAAAGCAAUUACUAUGUGUAUUUUAAUUUUAAUGUACUGAAGAGCAAUUCAUCAAAAACUAUAGAAAUCCAUAAGGAUAUUUCAUAUAAUAAUGGAGAUGACAUAAAUGUUUCUCAUAUAAUAAAUAACGAUGUGUGUUCAAAUGAUUAUAUAUGUAUACCUAUAAAUUUAUACAACUUCAUUGGAAUUGUUGAUUUUAAUUCUAUUAGUUUUAUUUCAAAUAAGUUGAGUAAAUAUUUAUCUUAUAAUAAUCACUUGGAUGACCAAUUAUGGUAUAACUCAGAUGAAUAUAAAAUAUUAAUAAAAGAAAAUAAUUUAAUAUCCGCACAAUGUUUUCUUCCUCACUUAAAGCAUAUAAAAACCAUUUAUUCUGGAAUAGAUGUCACUGUUAUGAAAUCCACCUAUAAAGCAGUCGAGCCUGGAAAGAUGGGCAAAAGAAGCUACAUUUUAUGGGGAAACUACUUUAUAAUUGAAAAAAAAUUUGAUCCAGUCUUUACAUUUCUAAAGAGAGAAGGAUUACAACACGACUAUGUGUACCAUAAUUUUUAUUUAAGAGUAGGUGAUUCUAUAAUAUUCUAUUUAAUUAAAGGAGGUAAUAAUGAUAUCUAA